Molecule: messenger RNA, 1277 nt
Organism: Didymodactylos carnosus
Lineage: Eukaryota; Metazoa; Rotifera; Eurotatoria; Philodinida; Philodinidae
Source: the annotation of a GenBank genome assembly
AUGACCCGAUAUCAAACAUUACAAUAUAAUCAAAUAAAGCGUCGACUUCCACUUUGGAUUAGCGACGACGUUGAAUACAUUCUGCUGGAAGACAUCCAUAAGGCAAUAUCCACUCGUAUUACCGCUUUAAUAAGAUCAAAUAUUGAUGCAAUAACAUGUGAAAGAGAUUCGAAAGGAAAAGAGUUAGAUCCACCAAGAUUCAAAGCAUAUUCAGAUGAAUUACUUGAUUGUUACAUAUCUGAUACUGAUAUGACGACAAACAGUAAAACACAAGAGAAACUUGAUCUCAUAAUUGACAAUCAAGGCAAAAUAUUAUCACGAUUAGAUGUUAUACUUCGUCAAGCGUACCAAUUAGCUGAAUUUACCGUACCAAGAUUCUUCAUUAUAAUGAUAGAGAAAAAGUCACGAUUUAACCCAGAUAACUUUCUACACAAUACAUAUCGUUUAUUCUUCCUUUGUGAAUGUAACAAAGAUGAAAUGCAUUUAGCUUAUCAUGAAGGCUACAUAAUCAAUCAGCCAAGAGAAUUUUUCAUCAAGUAUGGUCCUUACGUCAAAAACAUGAUUUAUGCUUUUAAAGCAUUUGGUACUAUCGCGGGUUUUAUUCUUCCCAAUCUCGCAUUUGUUCAACAAGUACCAAUACCGAAUAUACUCAAAGAUGGAAACUUUUGGAAAGAUUUCGCCGAUAAAAUGAAUACAGUCGACAGUGUUGUGAAUAAUGUCAUGGCUAAACCAACUGAUAUAACUCUAAAUCCAACUUGUUCUCAAACAUAUGAAGGGGCUGAUUUAAGAGAGUUAGAAAAAUUCUUAAAGAAAACAGAUGAUUGUCGAACAUUGGGUAAUUUGUCUCGAACAACAACUGAUGAAGGACAUAAAAAAAUAUCAGCGGAUGAAGCUAAAGCUAUUGCGACAGCACUCAUGACAAAUCAAACAUUAACAACACUUCACUUAGAGCGCAACCAAAUAUCAGAUGAUGGAGCUAAAGCUAUUGCCACAGCACUCAUGACAAAUCAAACAUUAACAACACUUCACUUAGGGUUGAACGAAAUAUCAGCUGAUGGAGCUGAAACUAUUGCCACAGCACUUAUGACAAAUCAAACAUUAACAACACUUCACUUAGAGCGCAACCGAAUAUCAGCUGACGGAGCUAAAGCUAUUGCCACAGCACUUAUGACAAAUCAAACAUUAACAACACUUCACUUAUUAGGCAACCAAAUAUCAGCUGAUGGAGCUAAAGCUAUUGCCACAGCACUCAUGACAAAUCAAACAUUAACAACACU